Messenger RNA from Penicillium daleae, 948 nucleotides. Its product is annotated as GID4/VID24 family protein. The record is from RefSeq and is a predicted model, not a curated record. Gene Ontology annotation, biological process: proteasome-mediated ubiquitin-dependent protein catabolic process; protein targeting to vacuole; protein catabolic process in the vacuole. Gene Ontology annotation, cellular component: extrinsic component of membrane; GID complex. Bases 1 to 948 code for a protein of 315 amino acids. Lineage: Eukaryota; Fungi; Ascomycota; Eurotiomycetes; Eurotiales; Aspergillaceae. The transcript has 4 exons.
AUGCCGACCCCGAGUGACAACCGCCCAACUUCGAUCGCCGAGGUGAUCUCCACCCGUACUUGCCCACCGGAACUGGACCGCGUUUCGGCCUGGAGAGACUCACCGGAUUCAACUGUCUCGGCCAGCGAGGCUCUUGAAGAUGCUCUCACACCGGCCAGUGCUACGGCGCCGUCCGUGCUGAGUCGUUCCGACGAUGGCAGCGCGCUCUUGGCGUCUGACCCGCUGCAAGUGGAGAGCAAGAUACCCGGCGCGACGGACGAUGAGACUACACGCGAGCGAUCUAGUUCGCCCGCGGAGCUAUGUGCUCGCAGUCGGUCGCCCGUCAUGCCGCCAAACUCUUCGCUGCUGCGGUAUGAAUUUUCCAAUGUUCGGCUUCUGCCAAACCAUUCGUCUUCCUAUCUCCGCUCCGGGAGCAGAUUCGUCGGCACACAAAUGUCUGACCAACAGGUGUAUAAAGUUGACGUGGAAAUCAAGCACGUGGACAUGGCCGAGUCCUAUCUUUGCGGCUAUCUUCGCAUUCAAGGCCUUACGGAGGAUCACCCUACCCUGACCACAUUCUUUGAAGGAGAGAUCAUUGGUACUAAACACACGUUCCAGACUCGCAAUGAGGAAUGGGGCGCCAACGAGAAGACGGAUAUCCACCACUGGUCCCGUUUCCCCGCUUGGAAACCACUUGCCAAACAGGCGAAACGCACUGAUUUCACAUACCGCAACUUUGCUCAACGUGAGCACGUGUUCAUGAGAUGGAAGGAAUAUUUCCUUGUUCCGGACCAUCGGGUGCGAACCAUCUCUGGUGCCAGCUUCGAGGGAUUCUACUAUAUCUGUUUCAAUCAGAUUGAGGGAUCGGUCAGCGGCGUUUAUUUCCAUGCGAAGAGCGAGCGGUUCCAACAGCUUGAGUUGAAGCAUGUCGAAGAUCGAGGAUGUGCGCCAGCAGUCGAGUUCCGCUAA